ACAGUCACACACACACUGAGACACUUACACAAGGUGCCUGGAUCCUUUGACAGCAGGGACACAGCAACACUUGUUUUUCAAAGGAGGACGCAGAAGAGUGAGAACACAAUGAGAGGGCAGAUAUUACUGCUGGCCCGUCUGCUGCUGCUGUGGAAACUGACCGGUAGGCUUCUGGCGUGGCUUUUGUUUGUAAUCAAGUGAGAUCAAAAUGGUCGGCAAACAUUUCCUGCCUUCAAAAGACACACAACAGCAGUGGGAUAAGAAAAGACUCCACUAGCCUUGUGUCAUGCAACUUGUAUCCGGUUCUUUGCUUGAAAUAAAAUGUUUUCAUCUUUCUUUCCAAUUUCUCCAACAGCUUUUGUCUGUGCUGAUGGAGAUCCCAAAUUUGCAGUAAAGCAGAAUGCUGAUAGCAUCACACUGACCUGCCCUGAUCCCAAACACGCUGUUUUUAAAAAAGAGAAAGAUUUGGGCAAAUCCCCCAAGAUAGAAUACAAGGAUGAGAAUUCAGGGGAGUACACAUGCAAGGCGCCUUCUGAUGAGAAUGACGGGGACAAAAUCUAUGUGAAAUUUCGGACCUGUGACAACUGUGUAGAAAUGGAUGGGGCCACAAUAGCAGGCAUGGUUGUAGGAGAAGUGUUGGCUACAGCCAUGAUAGGAUGGGCUGUUUACCUUCUUGCCUCUUGUUCUCGGCCCCUCAGCGCACCAGCUGCCGACAAGAAAGCUUCUGACAGGCAGCGGCUCAUUCCACACGAGACCGGCGGCAGAGCUGGCAACGACCUGUACCAGGGUCUGAGACCGACUCAGAAGGACGAGUACGAUGUGCUCAGAAGAUAGACGGGCAGUGUCGUGCUGCCUGUCUUCCGGCCGCUGACGACAGCCUUCAGGCUGUCUGUGUUUUCUCCCAGUAGCCUCCUGACUUCUGCAGGGAGCGAAGAGUCGACGUUCUGUUCAGUUUCCUGGGUGGACGUGGUGGCAGAGUGGAGGACAGAGCGAGGCUUUCUGGCUGCAUGUGCUCAGGCUAUUUGUUUUGGUGUACAGUUCCACGGAUGCUGUCCGUCCCUCAUGUAUCUUCUUCUGUAUCAUACUUUUAGUUAGAUUUAUGUAGACUGGAGUCAUUGCAUUGUCUUUUGUACAUUCAUACUCUUAAUAGACUACUCACACUGUCUGAUUUGUCAACCUGUUGCUUUUUUUAUUUGUUUAAUAAUAAAAGUAUACUGUGCUGUGACAUCAUUAGAUCUCUGCAACCUGUAAUGUUACCUUUUGGUAUUAUUUUAGUAAUAUUUGUGUUGACUGAUGAGGUGUUUUCAUUCUUUGUCAGCGGUGCUCGUUUGAGUUAGGAUUAUCAGAGCUCACCUUCUGUAAUAAUCAUCUGAUAUAACGCUGUAAAAACAUGACACAAAUAAGUUCAUUUUGAGAAAUUAAACGG
Myripristis murdjan (pinecone soldierfish) is the source of this 1426-nucleotide messenger RNA. Its product is annotated as T-cell surface glycoprotein CD3 gamma chain. The coding region runs from base 322 to 834 and encodes 170 amino acids. Gene Ontology annotation, molecular function: transmembrane signaling receptor activity. The transcript is spliced from 7 exons. Gene Ontology annotation, biological process: positive thymic T cell selection; cell surface receptor signaling pathway. NCBI's taxonomy places the organism in Eukaryota, Metazoa, Chordata, Actinopteri, Holocentriformes, Holocentridae. Gene Ontology annotation, cellular component: external side of plasma membrane; alpha-beta T cell receptor complex. The record is from RefSeq and is a predicted model, not a curated record.